Messenger RNA from Octopus bimaculoides (California two-spot octopus), 1012 nucleotides. Its product is annotated as MICOS complex subunit MIC27. NCBI's taxonomy places the organism in Eukaryota, Metazoa, Mollusca, Cephalopoda, Octopoda, Octopodidae. Gene Ontology annotation, cellular component: MICOS complex. Gene Ontology annotation, biological process: cristae formation. The record is from RefSeq and is a predicted model, not a curated record.
CAUAUAAUAAAUCUCUGUCGUCUAUCUUAGUAACAUUCAUCACAUAGUUUGAUAAAUUCAGGAAUAAAACGUCUACAAAAAUGACCGGUAACAAAAUAACAUCGGUGACACCUAUAGUGUAACACCGUACAAGAUGGCGCGUCGGGUGUUGAGACUUGGAUCAAUGGGCUUCCCUGUUUACUUCGCUGCCGUUGGCCCUGAAGACACCAAAGAUAUUAAAAUAAUGACAAUAGCUGAUCUGCCAAUAUAUGAACCGGCUCCAAAGAAGUAUGUCUAUCAGUUUGUACCUUCUGAACGAAAUGUUUUGCAGAAAGGAAUCGGAAGUGUACGCAGGUUCUUUGCUGGAUAUCAAGAAUCAAUGAAGAAUUUCUCAGAGAAAGUGUCAUAUAAAUGGGAAGUUUCCAAGGCCCACACUUUAGGUCUUAUUGAUUAUAUCCAAAAUGAUCCAAAUGUACUGGCCCGAGCUGGAGUAAUCACAGUGGCUGGUCUAGGUGGCAUUGUAGCUGGUUACAGAGGAGGUAGAAUGAAGAAAGUGGCAUACAGUUCCAUAGCCAUAGUGUCUGCAGCCUCACUCUGCUACCCAAAACAGGCAGCUAAUGUCACCUAUUCUGCAUAUGAUGGAGUUGUUUCUCAAAGCUGCAAACUGUGGAAAUUCUUAACGGCACCACCAUCUGUAUCUCCACCUGAACCUGUCAAAGAAACAGCAGUGAAAGAAGAAAAAGCUCCUGCACAGAAAUCAAACGGGAAAAAUGUUGUGGUCAACCUCACCAAGACAGAUUCUGCAAAAAUUAAACCGGUUGAGAAAGAUUUUGGACAAAGUUCAGAAGAAGAUAAAGACUUGUACACAACUCGAGGUUAACCAAGACAUUUUGUAAUUAUCUACAUUUAAUAUUUAUUUUCCACAAAUUGUCUUAAACUAGAAAACUGAGAAUACAACCCUCUCUGUAUAUAAAUAUAUAAUGUGAAUUGAUAUGAUGGAAUUUAAUAAAAUCUUGUUUUAGAGACCAUAUAA